This is a messenger RNA of Elgaria multicarinata webbii, 1640 nucleotides long. Its product is annotated as cytosolic phospholipase A2 gamma-like. Gene Ontology annotation, biological process: glycerophospholipid catabolic process. The transcript has 14 exons. Gene Ontology annotation, cellular component: cytosol; nucleoplasm; nuclear envelope. Gene Ontology annotation, molecular function: calcium-dependent phospholipid binding; calcium ion binding. Bases 96 to 1640 code for a protein of 514 amino acids. The record is from RefSeq and is a predicted model, not a curated record. NCBI's taxonomy places the organism in Eukaryota, Metazoa, Chordata, Lepidosauria, Squamata, Anguidae.
GAGAAAUUACGUCUUCUCUGUGGAAAGAGAAAUCAUAGCAAGAUAUAGUCAGAGAAUUCUGGUUGGAAAGUCAAGCAUGAAAAAAUCUGAAAGCCAUGGAUUACUCGAAAAAAAAAGUGGAAGUGAAAAGUGAUUUCAUCCGGAUUUCCAGAGAUAUAUCAGAGGAAGAAAAAGCAAUUGUUGAUGCAAGAAAAGUCAAUGUGCAUAUCCAGCUUCAGAAACUUGGGAUCAAUUGUCAUUUGAGCAACAUUCCCAACAUUGCUUUGCUGGGAUCAGGUGGAGGCCUGCGGGCCAUGAUUGCACUUCAAGGGGUGCUGGGAGAACUUCAGAACCAGGGUCUGAUGGAUGUUGUGAUGCAUCUUUGUGGAGUAUCAGGCUCUACCUGGUGUAUGUCACAAAUCUAUGAAAAAGAGGAAUGGACCAAAGAACUUCCCAUUUUGGAAGAGCAGCUGUGUGACAAACUUGCAAACUCAUGCUGGGAUCGCUUGAAAGCCUUUGAGGCCCUUAUAGAGCCAAGUAAAGAUGAUACGUUCUCCUUGACAGAUUUCUGGGGCAGUGUUAUUGUCUAUGCAAUGGUUCAUGAGCUGGAUAAUAACUGUUUGACUGAGGAAAGGACAGUUUCUGUUAAUGGGAAAGUGCCUUAUCCCAUCUAUGCAGCGGUGGAUUUGGAAAAAUUAGAUGACAAUAAUAAAUACCGCUCAGACAUGUGGUUUGAAUUUACUCCCCAUGAGGCUGGAUUCUUUAGCCCUGGUGCAUUUGUGGACAUGAAGGUAUUUGGAAACAAAUUUAAAAAUGGCAAGCUGAUGUCGCAUAAGGAAGAAAAAAGGAUUUCCUAUUUGAGAGGCUUAUGGGGAAGUGCCAUUGCAGAUCUCCACAAAGACAUGGAUUUUAUAAUAGAUAAAAAGGACAGCAAUACGUAUAAGCUUUGCAUAUCCCUGAAGGAAAGACACAGUACUUUUGCUAAAUCUGAACGGUUGUCAAAGACAUUGACACUGGCUCAGACUUUGUAUAUAGAAUUUACAGUUGAAAAUUCGACACUCCUCAUGCAUGAAGAUUUGCUGGGAAAUCCAUGUGAUAAACUGAGAAUUCUGGGAAAAAUCUUGUCUUGUCUCUUUACAUGGGAUUGGGGGACCAUCCCUAACUAUCUUUAUAAAUACACUGAUCUGGAUGACAAGGAUCUGUCAGAUAAGGAAGACUUUCAUUUGGUUGAUGCUGGCUUAGCCAUAAAUUCUGCUUACCCCCUUGUCCUGCGUCCAGAAAGAGAGGUGAAACUCAUCCUGUCUUUUGAUUUCAGUGAUGGAGAUCCUUUUGCAACUGUCAAGCAAGCAGCCAUGUACUGCGAAGAAAAUCAGCUUCCCUUUCCUGAUAUCAAUGAGUCAGAGUUGGAAAAGAGCAAAGACAACCCUCUUGACUGCUACGUUUUUCCAAGUAAAGGCAAUUCUCCAGUUGUCAUGCACUUCCCCCUCUUCAAUAGUGUGAACUGUGAAGGUGACGUAGCUGACUGGCGACACAAAUAUUCCACCAGUAAUUUUUCUUAUGAGGAGCAGGAAAUCAAAAACCUUCUAGAAGCAGCAAAAAUAAAUGUGAGGAAUAACAAAGAAAUAAUUCUGCAGGAAAUGAAAAAGCUAUUAGUUCUUUAA